GGUUUUUUCAUUUUUUCCGCAUGGGCAUGGAUUAUUGUUUGCGCACCAGACAUAUUCUUUUGGAACAGUUGCUACACUAUCAUCAAUUUAUUCCAGUUAAUAUUCCUACUUUAUAGGAUGAGGCCUGUUAAGUUCGAUCCUGAAUUAGAAGAAGCCUAUCAUACACUUUUCGUACCUUUCAAGGUCACAAGAAUUCAGUUCAAAAAACUCAUAAACAAUGAUAUGGCUCAAAUAAUGUCACUGCAUGCAGGUGAAGCAUAUGCAUUACAAAAUUUAACACGAACAGACAGGCUUGGAUUACUCUUGUCUGGAAAAUUGAAUGUUCUUUGUGAUGGCCAUUUCCUUCAUCCUAUUUUAGCAUGUGAAUUCCUGGACUCGCCUGAAUUUGAAAGUAGAGCAAAUAUGGAUGACAAAUUCAAGGUAUCAAUUGUAGCUGCAACUUCAUGUAGAUACUUAUACUGGCAAAGGACAUCAUUGGAAUACUUGUUCGCAAAGGAAACAUAUCUUGCCACAGUCAUGUCCACCUUAAUAGCUAGAGACAUAACAACAAAACUGUAUGCUAUGAAUAAUAAGAUUGUUACAGAAAAAGGUUACCAUCUUGACAUAAGGCUACCAAGUAUAACUUCAUCUCUGGCUUCAGGAGACCACAAAAAUCCAUCAUUCAAAGCUCUAGUGAAACAUAAGGCAAUUUUAUCUGGAGGUUGCCAAAAUUCUAAUGAAAAUGUAACAGGCAGCAGAGAGAGGCUUUUCAAGGAAAGGAGACAAGGGCCAACGAUUCCGAAUGGCAGGGUACCAGAGAUGAUGCCACUGAAUGAAGUUGUCUGUUCUGAUGAUCUCGGAUCAAGUGCUGAGGUAGAAUCAUGGCUGGAAACUUCUUCCAAAUAUCACAGCUGUGAAGUUGUUGAUGAAUGAUUGUGAACAGUAUUAUAUUUUUAUAUAAAUUUAUGUAUUAUGACCACAGCAGGCUGGGUCAUGAUUUAGGUUAAGAUUUAUUCCUAGUCAACUUUGUAAAUAAUUCGCACGCACAAAUGAUUGAAAUAUGAUUUUUCAUAUUUAAUUGUAUAAAAUAGUAUUGAAGAAACAUUUAUUUUUCAAAGCAU
Nezara viridula (southern green stink bug) is the source of this 1100-nucleotide messenger RNA. The record is from the annotation of a GenBank genome assembly. Lineage: Eukaryota; Metazoa; Arthropoda; Insecta; Hemiptera; Pentatomidae.